Molecule: messenger RNA, 537 nt
Organism: Volvox carteri f. nagariensis
Lineage: Eukaryota; Viridiplantae; Chlorophyta; Chlorophyceae; Chlamydomonadales; Volvocaceae
Exons: 3
Coding region: 1-537 (178 amino acids)
Source: RefSeq, a predicted model, not a curated record
AUGGAGGUUGGGCGAAGAACGACAUACAUACAUACAUACAUACAUACAUACGCAGGCCUUACAGACAAACACCCGCAUCUGUGUACGACUGUACAAUUUAUGGGAAAUGACAAUAAGAUCACAAAACGAACCUGCCGACUACCCGCACGUCGCCGGCGGGCGGAGCUGGAGGUCGAAAGAUGGGCGGCGGUGCCCGAGGCGGCGGUGAAGCGGGUGGUGGCGACCGUGAGGGGGGUGAGCGUGGCAGGGGUGAGGGUGGUGGUGGUGAGGGGGGAGGUGGUGCCGAGCGUGGUGGUGGUGGUGGCGGUGAGCGUGGUGGCGGAGAAGGCGGCGGCGGCGGUGGUGGUGGAGGCGAGGGUGGUGGAGGUGAUGGUGGUGGUGGUGGCCGUGGCGGGGGUGAUGGCGGUGAGCGUGGCGGGGGUGAGGGUGGUGGUGGUGGCGAGGGUGGUGGUGGAGCUGGGUUUCGGGGUGAUGGUGAUAGGGGUGGAGGGAGGUUGGGGGGCGGUGGCGAUUGUGGCGGUGGCGGUGGAGACCUAA